GGGAGUGGGAGAGUGGCGGCGGCAAAAAACUCAAAGAUCAGGCGCGCUGCGGCCAUCCCUACGGCGCGACACAGCUCAGGAAGGACCCCUCUCUCGCCCGCCCGCAGAGAAGCCGGAAGUGGGCAGGCCUAGGACGGCCAUGGGAUCCCGGUCUCGGUCCAGGGAACGGCGCCGGAGAAGAAGCCGCUCCAGGUCCGAAGAAAGGGAGAGCCGAAGGGAGCGGAGGCGAGAGCGGGAUGGAAGCUCAGAGGAAGAGAGCCAGAAAUGGCGGGAAAAGAGAGGAAAAAGUGAGGACCGCGGUGGCAAGAGACAGAAGAAGCGUUCCUCACGUUCCCGAGACCACUCCCCGAGCUCGGAUUCCUCUCCGGAAAGACGAGGGCGCAGCAGCGAGCGGAGGGGGAAGAGGACCCGGAAGCGCUCCGGCUCCCGGUCGUCAGUCUCCUCGGUGUCCUCGCCUUCGCCAUCCCGUUCCCAGAGCUCCAAGGGAGACGUGGGCGAGCAGCUGAGCCUCCAGGAGCGCCUCCGGCUGAAGGAAGAGAAGCAGACGCAGAAGGAGCUCCUCAAAGCCCUUGAGACCCCAGAGGAGAAGCGGGCGCGGCGCCUGGCCAAGAAGGAGGCGAAGGAGCGGAAGAAGCGGGAGAAGAUGGGCUGGGGGGAAGAGUAUAUGGGGUACACCAACACUGACAACCCCUUUGGGGACAACAAUCUCCUGGGAGCCUUCAUCUGGAGCAAGGCUCUGGAAAAGAAAGGGAUCGGCCACUUAGAGGAGAAGGAGCUAAAAGACCGGAACAAGCGGAUCCAAGAGGAAAACCGCCUGGAACUGCAGAAGGUGAAGCAGCUGCGCUUGGAGCGGGAGCGGGAGAAAGCCAUGCGGGAACAGGAGCUGGAGAUGCUGCAGCGGGAGAAGGAGGCGGAGCAUUUCAAGACGUGGGAGGAGCAAGAGGACAACUUCCACCUCCAGCAGGCCAAGCUACGGUCCAAGAUCCGGAUCCGUGACGGGCGAGCCAAACCCAUUGACCUGCUGGCAAAAUACAUCAGCGCUGAGGACGACGACCUGGCCGUGGAGAUGCACGAGCCGUACACUUUCCUCAACGGGCUCACCGUCUCGGACAUGGAGGACCUUCUGGAGGACAUUCAGGUUUACAUGGAGCUGGAGCAAGGGAAGAACGUGGAUUUCUGGAGAGACAUGACCAUCAUCACAGAAGACGAAAUAUCCAAGCUCCGGAAACUGGAGGCUUCUGGGAAAGGGCCGGGCGAGCGCCGCGAGGGGGUGAACGCCUCCGUCAGCUCCGACGUGCAGUCCGUCUUCAAGGGGAAGACCUACAACCAGCUGCAAGUGAUCUACCAAGGGAUCGAGGGCAAGAUCCUCGCUGGGGGGCCCAACCUCGACAUUGGCUACUGGGAGAGCCUCCUUCAGCAGCUGAAGGCCUACAUGGCCCGGGCCAGGUUGAGGGAGCGUCACCAGGACGUGCUGCGCCAGAAGCUGUACAAGCUGAAGCAGGAGCAAGGCGUCGAGAGCGAGCCCCUCUUCCCCAUCAUCAAGAAGGAGCCGCUCUCCCCGGGUGCCGGCAGCAGCGGCAGCAACAACAGGCUGGAGCCGGAGGAGAGCGCCCCAGCGCAGCCAAGCACCUCUUCCGCAGAGACCGGGGCGGCCGAGCCGGAGGCCGAGGCCAAAGCUGAGGGAGACGGAGAGGCGGUGCUGAUGGAGGAAGACCUCAUUCAGCAGAGCCUAGACGACUACGACGCUGGCAAGUACAGCCCCCGGCUGCUGACCUCCCAUGAACUGCCCUUCGACGCCCACGUGGUGGAAGCCGACGAGGACCUCCAGAGGCUGCUCCUGUCCCGACAGCAGCUCCAGGUCACAGGCGACGCCAGCGAGAGUGCUGAGGACAUUUUCUUCCGCCGUGCCAAGGAGGGGAUGGGGGCUGACGAGGCGCAGUUCAGCGUGGAGAUGCCCUUGUCGGGCAAGGCCUACCUGUGGGCUGACAAGUACCGACCCCGCAAGCCCCGCUUCUUCAACCGGGUCCACACGGGCUUCGAGUGGAACAAGUACAACCAGACCCACUACGAUUUUGACAACCCCCCGCCCAAGAUCGUGCAGGGCUACAAGUUCAACAUCUUCUACCCAGACCUGAUCAACAAGCGCUCGACGCCCGAGUACUUCUUGGAGGCCUGUCCGGACAACAAGGACUUUGCCACCUUGCGCUUCCACGCCGGCCCCCCGUACGAGGACAUCGCCUUCAAGAUCGUCAACCGGGAGUGGGAGUACUCUCAUCGCCACGGCUUCCGGUGCCAGUUUGCCAACGGCAUCUUCCAGCUGUGGUUCCACUUCAAGCGUUACCGUUACCGGCGGUGAAGGGUCCUGGGGCUUCCAACCCACCCCACGUCUCCGCCAGGGGGACUAAUUCUCCUAGCCAGCUGGUGUUGCAAAGAGGAAAUGGGCAAUCGGUGCUUG
Messenger RNA from Rhineura floridana, 2455 nucleotides. It is a transcript of the gene CACTIN, whose product is annotated as cactin, spliceosome C complex subunit. Gene Ontology annotation, molecular function: protein binding. The transcript has 10 exons. Gene Ontology annotation, cellular component: spliceosomal complex; cytoplasm. NCBI's taxonomy places the organism in Eukaryota, Metazoa, Chordata, Lepidosauria, Squamata, Rhineuridae. Gene Ontology annotation, biological process: mRNA cis splicing, via spliceosome; negative regulation of innate immune response. The record is from RefSeq and is a predicted model, not a curated record. The coding region runs from base 140 to 2356 and encodes 738 amino acids.